Zychaea mexicana is the source of this 2007-nucleotide messenger RNA. RefSeq lists its product as uncharacterized. Gene Ontology annotation, biological process: negative regulation of rDNA heterochromatin formation; negative regulation of silent mating-type cassette heterochromatin formation. NCBI's taxonomy places the organism in Eukaryota, Fungi, Mucoromycota, Mucoromycetes, Mucorales, Lichtheimiaceae. The transcript has 6 exons. The record is from RefSeq and is a predicted model, not a curated record. Bases 150 to 1913 code for a protein of 587 amino acids. Gene Ontology annotation, cellular component: Rpd3L-Expanded complex; Rpd3L complex.
CAUGGCUUAUCGCUGUUAUCAUUCACUCUACAAUGGGAUAUUAAGUGUCUGAGCCUUUACUCGGCAAAGCAAAUUGCCACCACUUUGGAGAAAAAGAAACGGAAUCGUUGCAGAAUAUCUUAAAAAAUUCCGGUUAAUCACUCUUUACGAUGACUGCUCAAAGACGUGGUCGAAACGGAUAUGGCGGCAGACGACGACAGCAGCAGCAACAGCAACAGCAACAGCAACAACAACAACAACAACAAGUACAACCCACUGCUCAACAGUCAACAUCGGAUGAAGAAAGCACCGAUGCUGGCUCAGUAACUCGUUGCGUGUGUGGCGAAAGCCACAACGUGGGACUCAUGGUUCAGUGUGAUCAAUGUGAAGUAUGGCAGCAUUGUGAAUGUGUAGGCCUUGAAGAAAAAGAUAUACCCGAUCAUUAUUAUUGUGAGCAAUGCAAACCGCAGAAUCAUGCCGUUGUGAAAUUGGCUCAUGGAAAGACGCGACGAUCGUACAGCUCGAUAGGGCGGCCCAACACUACGGCACCUGUUGAUAAGAAAGCCCCGAAGAAGCGCAUGACGUUCAAUAGUCGCGAGGCAUCCAUGUCGCUGGAGGAUGUGUUGGCUGCACGAAGUGCUUUGGAGGUCAAUUUUCCUCCUUUGGACGAAUCCGCUCCUCGCUCACCUGUUGAUGCAUCGCUGAUUUUCGAGGAUGCUAUUGAGCAACAACAGAAGUUGAGUUUAGAAAAGCAGAAAGAAGCUGAAGAAGAGCAACCACAAUACCAGCACCAGCAACACCAAUUAUCGCAAUUAGCAAGGCAACAGAAAAAGUCUUCUCCAGUUGCUCAAGAGAAUGAUGAUAUGGGUGUGGAUGUAAAAGAGCAAGACAUGGAAACCGCGGACUCUGAAGCAGACAACGCCAUAGUAGCCACUCCAACGACGACGACGACAACUGGUAGACCAUCUAAACCAAAACGAUCAUCGAGUGGGCGUAAAGCAGACAGUGAAGGAGGCAGCGGUGUCGAGAAAGGUCGAGUGUAUAAAACCGAGAAACGAUCUCGUGGUGGCGGUCCACGUCGGAACAAUGCCGCAACUUCCCGCCGAGCACAGACAAGUCGCCCACGAUCUCGAACAUCUACUCCACAACCUGAAAGCGGUGGAAACGGAAACGUCAAUGGAGGCCAGCCCUCAAACUGCAAUAACAACAAUACUACUGUGGACAUCAGCACGGCGAUUUUCGAAAAACUGUCACCAGCCGCUCGCGAGGCGUCACCACCCGCCAAGGUCCGUUUACCGUCUUCUCGUAUGACCAUUUCCGAAAUGAACAGACGCGCGAAGCAAAUCCUGGAAUAUAUUAGCUCAAUACAAGUGGAAAUGGCGACCAAGGAAAUGAGCGCCUCUAUGAUGGUUAAUGUCAGCACUGUGGUGAUGAAAAACAGCAACAACAACAUUGGCGGUGAAGGCAACACUCUAACGAACGAAAACAGCAGCAAAGAUAAGAAGCCAUCGAAGCGUAGUCCGAAACCGACAGCUAUCACCAUCCCUGAAAAAUCCAACACCGGCGAGGAUGAAGGACCGUCUUCAUCCCUCAGUAGCGCUAGUACGAUUCCUUUAGAUGAAAGCGAAGUGCAGCAACGGAAUGCAGAGAUGAUGGCGGAAAAGGGCAUAGCCGAAGAGGCACUUGAAAAGGCACAAAGUGAACAGUCUUCGAUGGAAAUCAUGGAUACGUUAACGCGAGAGUUGAUCCGUUUUCAACGACGCUUUGGCUCGACGCAAGACUUUGGACGGCAUCCAAGAUCACGGUUUCUUCGGGACCACAAUGAUGGCUCAGGCAGUGAAGGGGAAGGUCGAAUAACACGUAGUCGAGAAGCAAGUGCAAGUAGUGCUGGCACUAGCAACAUUCUGUUUGAAAAGCGUGCAGCGCACACUUGAGUCCCUUCCCUCCUUACGUUAUCUCACAUAUCCUUCGCUCAUCCUAAACCCAUUAUCUUUACUUAGCAUUACUCUUGUCAUUUGUCAAUAUCAA